AUGGUAUCGGUGCAUUCAUCUUACCAGUAUGUUAAACUGUGCUUUUUGGGGAAUAUAAUUUCAUAUAUACUAACAAUACCACAGUGUAAACGUAUUAUUUUACAAUUUGAUAAAACUGGUGGUAGUUCAAAAGGUUUAAGAGAAUUUUUGAGAAGAAGAUUAGAAAAUUAUGCCACAUCAAAUCCAAAAAUUGAAUUUAAAAUUAUAGAAAAAGCUGGUCAUCCAGUUAUAAAAGGUGAAUAUAUAAAUGGUCGUGAAAAAGCAAUUUGUAUUAGAAAUUUAAAUAUUGAUAUUAUUCAACAAAAAUUAAAUUUAUUGAGAGAAUCAAGUGGUGCUCAAUUAACUAGAACUAAAGGUAAAGUUACAAGUUUGAAUGAAAGUAUAAGAGGUAUUUGGUCUCCAUUACAUGUUGAUCCAAAAAAUAGACAUAAAAUUUAA
Molecule: messenger RNA, 438 nt
Organism: Hansenula ciferrii
Lineage: Eukaryota; Fungi; Ascomycota; Saccharomycetes; Phaffomycetales; Wickerhamomycetaceae
Gene: MRPL51
Product: mitochondrial 54S ribosomal protein mL43
Exons: 1
Coding region: 1-438 (145 amino acids)
Biological process (GO): mitochondrial translation
Cellular component (GO): mitochondrial large ribosomal subunit
Molecular function (GO): structural constituent of ribosome
Source: RefSeq, a predicted model, not a curated record